Molecule: messenger RNA, 1788 nt
Organism: Amoebophrya sp. A25
Lineage: Eukaryota; Dinophyceae; Syndiniales; Amoebophryaceae
Source: the annotation of a GenBank genome assembly
UGGCAGCUGAACUCCUCAGACGGCGGCCAUCGAGGUGUCCAGCGACUGCCAGCAGAGAGAUUCUAUUAGCCGAACUAACUUGAAUGGAUCAUAAAGAUUUACAAAUAGUAUUUAUUAAAGUAUAAAAGAAGAUCGUUGUUGUUGUUGAGAAUUAUAAUGAUGCGAAUAUUCCGACGUCCUCGAGUAAUAUUCAUUUUCAUUCACUAGUUGUACAGCAACAACGCAUGAUCUAGUAGUACUACGACUUCACUUACACGACUUUCAACAUUUACUACGAAGAUGAGCCACAGCACUACUCAAUAUAAUCAGCAAGAAUUAUACAAGAAUGACCAUAAAUAAUAUCAUCAACUAGUACGUCGGUCUGAUACGACGCAAAGGAAAACAACAAUAGCAAAAAAAGUCAGCCUCAGACGUUCAGAAUACGACUAAGAAAGAAUGCUGCUAUGACAAAAACCUUAUUCAAAAAACAAAUGAGCUGGAGGGCGAGGGGUAGUUAUAGAUACUUUUACCAAUGAACAACAACAGCUAUAAAAAAAAUAAGAGCAGUACUGUGUUGAUGAAAAGAAAUUUCAUUCCAAGAAUGUACGACCUGAUGAUCGUCGGAUAUCAAUGAAUGCCGGCCCGGAGGUAGUUCUACAGAUACUUCUACGUCGAAGAACUUGAUUGGAGCUGGACUGGAACGAACUAUCUAAUAUAGCACUUCGUUUAUUAACAAUAACAACUUCGAAUAGAGAUAAAGAAGAUAAAGAACUAGUACUUACUUCAAUGACUUGGAUUCACUUUCCUCUUAUACGAUACUUGGUAGCACAACCAGUAUGUCAAAUUUUCAUCACCAGUGUGGUGAACAAAUUUAUCUUGUAACAGUAUGUGCAUAGUGAUAGAAACAGUUGCAAACAAACCAGAAGAUUUGCAACCUAGUAACAACAACAACGAAAACACAUCAUGUCACUCUAAAACCCGACUAGUCUUGGGUGCUGUCAUAACCAGCAAUGAACUAAUGAUCGACAUUUGUCCUCCUGGUCCGUCAUUCUCCCAUUACAAGAGAACACCUCGCAAAAGAUAUUUCGCUAAUCUGGGACGAAUUCUGUCCUCUUCUUUGACAAUGCAGUUAAUGUUGGUAUUUACUCCCGAUAUUAUCGACCAAAUUUUCUUUGUCUUUGUGCAUGCUAGAAGCAAGUUCCACUUGUAUUAGAACUUAGCAAUCUGUGUUGAAAACAGGCGAGCAUAGAAGAUUCAAUCAUCAUGUCCUUCAUUCAACAUAUGAUGUUUUUGUUUGUUACAACCUCUGAUCAUGUGGAUCAUGGAUAACAUGGAUUCAACGCGACUUCAUUCGCAAGAGUCACACAAUGACAAGGGUAGCCUCCAUCUAAGCCUGAAUUCUACUUACUCGACGCAAUGUGUCAGUGCACAAAACACCUUCAUCUUCAUUAUAGAACUAGAGAUUCCGAUUCUGAUACAUCGAUUCUUUAGUUCCCGUAGGACUAUUGCAUCAUCUACUAAUUAUAAUAUGUCAUAAUAUACAAAAAGAAGUCUUCACCAUCCACCAGGAGCAAGAUGAAUGAUGAGAUUCCAGAUUCACCAAGAUAUUGCUACAACUGCCCGUAGCAAGCAGGAGGGGUACAACUACAACACACACUUCAUCUCCCGCUUCCUCUCCGACCGUGCGACAGUCCGCGAUAAAAAUAAGACUCCAGUCCACCUCGCAAUCUGAUUGCAACAUAAAAAAACGAACUCCAUUUCUUUCCUACGUACGUACCUCCCCAGCACUAGUACCAUGUUCCCAGAAAU